AUGUUUUUGUCAGAAAUCAGCGAAUUGAACAGUCAAGUCAAUGACUUACGAGGCAAAUUCGUCAAACCAACAUUGAAGAAGGUUUCCAAAUACGAAAACAAAUUCGCAAAACUCCAAAAGAAAGCGGCGGAGUUCAACUUCAGAAACCAACUGAAAGUAGUGAAGAAAAAAGAGUUCACCUUGGAAGAAGAAGACAAAGAAAAAAAACCCGAUUGGUCCAAAAAAGGAGACGAAAAGAAGGUAAAGGAAGAAGUGGAAUACGAGGCAUAAUUACCUCGAACGAAGUUUAUCAUUGUAUUUCCAAUGAAUUGCAUAUUUUUACCCAGUUUUAUUUAUUUUCAUUAUUCUAUGUUCUUUCAACACCAGCAUGUAAUUGUUAUAACCAAAAUAUUUGUUGUCAAAUAUGACAGAUCAUAAAUGUCUCAUUAAAGUUA
This is a messenger RNA of Diuraphis noxia (Russian wheat aphid), 434 nucleotides long. It is a transcript of the gene wupA, whose product is annotated as troponin wings up A. Gene Ontology annotation, cellular component: troponin complex. The record is from RefSeq and is a predicted model, not a curated record. Gene Ontology annotation, biological process: muscle contraction. Lineage: Eukaryota; Metazoa; Arthropoda; Insecta; Hemiptera; Aphididae.